AAACCCUUUCACUCGGUACUGGCAGCUCUCUUCCUGAUAACAAAGACCCACAUUUCUCAUUCUCUCUCAUAGGGUUUCUCCAGAAAUGGCUACACAAAUCUUCUCUCGUUCGCUCCUCUACAAGCCAACAGCAGUAUUUUCACUUCUCUGCCGUUCCUUCUCUUCGCUCCCAACAAAACCAACAUCGCCUCUCGUGUAUCGCUCUUUCUUCCGUUGUCUCCGCCCACUCGCCGCCGCUUCUCAAUAUCCGCUUUCUACCUCCACUCGCUCAUUUUCUACCCGCACUACGACUUCGUCUCUCAACGACCCAAGUCCUAACUGGUCGAAUCGGCCUCCAAAGGAAACCAUCUUGCUUGAUGGUUGCGAUUUUAAUCACUGGCUGGUUGUUAUGGAAAAACCUGAGGGUGAUCCUACCAGAGAUGAGAUUAUUGAUAGCUAUAUUAAAACCCUAGCCCAGGUUGUCGGCAGUGAGGAAGAAGCAAGGAUGAAGAUCUACUCAGUUUCAACUAGAUGCUAUUAUGCAUUUGGAGCUCUUGUGUCCGAAGAGCUCUCCUACAAGAUUAAAGAAUUACCCAGGGUUCGUUGGGUUCUUCCUGAUUCAUACUUGGAUGUUAAGAACAAAGAUUAUGGAGGAGAGCCAUUCAUUGAUGGGAAAGCUGUUCCCUAUGAUCCUAAGUACCAUGAGGAAUGGAUAAGGAACAAUGCCAGGGCAAAUGAGAGAAACAGGCGCAAUGACAGGCCUCGUAACUUUGAUAGGUCAAGAAACUAUGAAAGAAGAAGGGAAAACAUGCAGAACCGGGAUUUCCAGAAUACAGGCCCAUCUCCAAUGGGUAAUCAGGGCAUGCAGAAUCCUGCAUCUAACAUGGGCAUGGCUAAUCAGGGUAUGCAGAAUCCUGCAUCGAACAUGGCUGGAAUGCCGCAGAACAAUAUGAGUGGACCAGGUGGACCACCACCACCACCCCCUAACAACUACAUGGGCGGGCCGCCACCUCCACCUCAGAACAACUACAUGGGCGGGCCAUCACCUCCACCACAGAACAACUACAUGGGCGGGCCACCACCUCCACCGCAGAACAACUACAUGGGCGGGCCACCACCCCCACCGCAGAACAAAUACAUGGGUGGGCCCCCACCCCCACCAAACAACUAUAUGGGUGGGUCACCACCACCACCACCACCGAACAACUAUAUGGGUCGGUCACAGGACAUGGGAGGAUUGCCACCGAACAAUAUGGGAAGGGUGCCACCAGACAACACAGGAGGAAUGCAGCCGAAUGCAGGUUGGUCCAACAUGCCUGGGAAUGUGCAACAGAACUAUCAGAAUGGGCCUGAUAAUGGCGCCAUGCCUCACCAAGGUCCUCCAAAUUACCAGAAUAACUACAGAUGAAACAGGGAUGGAAACAUGCCUGGUGCAAACUCCUAUCCAGCUUAAUUUUAGAAGACACUAGGCAUGCACUGUAGAUAUGCGAGGAUAUUUUUGCUUCAUCUUUCAAGGUUAAUGUUCUUAAUGUUCAUUUAUCUGAUGAGGGUUUACUUGCCAUAGGGGUUUGCAUGGUACUACAUGUGUUGGAUAUUUACUAGAAUACUUUCACAGCAGUUUCAACAAGGAUACCAUCUGUAGUUUCCUAUUGCAACCUGCUCGAUGUAUUAGGCUAGAAAGUAAAAAGUACUGUUUAUGUGAUCGGAAUGGUCAUAUCAUUUGUUGUUUCCUGUCUCA
Ricinus communis (castor bean) is the source of this 1717-nucleotide messenger RNA. Its product is annotated as multiple organellar RNA editing factor 8, chloroplastic/mitochondrial. Gene Ontology annotation, cellular component: mitochondrion. Gene Ontology annotation, biological process: cytidine to uridine editing; mitochondrial mRNA modification. The transcript is spliced from 4 exons. The record is from RefSeq and is a predicted model, not a curated record. The coding region runs from base 86 to 1387 and encodes 433 amino acids. Lineage: Eukaryota; Viridiplantae; Streptophyta; Magnoliopsida; Malpighiales; Euphorbiaceae.